Messenger RNA from Caenorhabditis remanei, 552 nucleotides. RefSeq lists its product as uncharacterized. The coding region runs from base 1 to 552 and encodes 183 amino acids. The record is from RefSeq and is a predicted model, not a curated record. The transcript is spliced from 3 exons. Lineage: Eukaryota; Metazoa; Nematoda; Chromadorea; Rhabditida; Rhabditidae.
AUGAAGCCAGACGUGCUGAAACAACUCAAAAAGUAUGUGUACACCACAAAACCGUUCAACUCAGAAGAUGAGGGAUUCGCUAUUGUGGUCAAGAAAAAUUUCAUAGCUGCAAAUAGAAAUAUGGCUCAUCAAGUACUGAAUAAGGGAUCAAAAGUUCAUUUGAGAAGUGUGGCGUGUCCAAGAGCUGUUACUGAUGUAACCGUAAAAGCCGCCCAGGAAAUCCAGAACAUCAUUAUGAUGAAGCCUAACGACGAGGAACAGUUCCCUUACUACCCGCGUGAGAGUUAUGGAGAUUACGAAGGAAGAAAAGUGAUCAGCGUCGGGUUGUCUGAAAACAAAGAGAUUCAAUUUGAAGAAGGUGUUAUUGAAGAAUAUGAGAAUGGCUACUGGUACGCCAAAUUGGAAUACGGUAGUAUUGGAAAUGGCGUGUUUGACGAGAAUGGAGGUUUCUCAGGGAUCGCUGUAAAUUUCAAUGAAUCUUCAAAGGUGGCCGAAAUCGCUUCUAAAAACGUGGUGCUCUGUUUGACGGGAGGGCCACCGGGGGUGAGUUGA